UCUCUUCUUCCCCACCUUUUUCCCCUUCUCUCUGAGCAAACGAGAGCCACCCCGGCGCUCAGUUCCCCAUGGCACCGCCGCUCCACACCUCCCAUCGUCGUUCUGAGGGCACUGUUAGAUGCGCCUCGUCAUCCUCUACACCCUCGUCCAAGGAAUCGAGCCGAGAGCCUCCCAAUCGAGCGCAAACUCGCCGAUUCCAUCCUCAACUCCGGCGAAGAAAUUGUCAAUUCCGGCCGCCCUCGUCCUCCUCCGGCCAAACCGAGCACACCACCUCCUUCCCCGCGUCGAGCCGCACCCCCGACGCCAUCUCUCGCAUCCUGGUUCGUCCCGUCUCCGUCGUCCCCGUGCUCACCUGCAAGUAUCCGCCAUGGUUUCUUCUGUCCCUGAGCUCCGCCGUGGUCGGCUCUAAUAGGGCGCGAUUAUGCUCCUCUUCAACAUCUUCACAGCAGCGCAGUGAUCUCAUGGCUGUAGAUCCUUCAAUUUAGGCGGAGCACUUCAGAAAAUCAACACAGGC
This is a messenger RNA of Lolium rigidum, 514 nucleotides long. RefSeq lists its product as uncharacterized. The transcript has 2 exons. NCBI's taxonomy places the organism in Eukaryota, Viridiplantae, Streptophyta, Magnoliopsida, Poales, Poaceae. The record is from RefSeq and is a predicted model, not a curated record. Bases 69 to 485 code for a protein of 138 amino acids.